Messenger RNA from Branchiostoma floridae (Florida lancelet), 3291 nucleotides. RefSeq names its product E3 ubiquitin-protein ligase AMFR-like. Gene Ontology annotation, cellular component: endoplasmic reticulum; cytosol; ubiquitin ligase complex. Bases 179 to 2455 code for a protein of 758 amino acids. Gene Ontology annotation, biological process: protein K48-linked ubiquitination; ubiquitin-dependent protein catabolic process; endoplasmic reticulum unfolded protein response. Gene Ontology annotation, molecular function: ubiquitin protein ligase activity; ubiquitin binding. NCBI's taxonomy places the organism in Eukaryota, Metazoa, Chordata, Leptocardii, Amphioxiformes, Branchiostomatidae. The transcript is spliced from 14 exons. The record is from RefSeq and is a predicted model, not a curated record.
GAUGGAUAAUGAGCUAAUUGCUGUAAAACAUGUUUUCUUCCGGGACGGCCAUCAUGGCGGAGAAGGGGACGUAGUACAGAAACUUCUCGACGACAAUGACUCAGAUUCACUUGUUUGCAAUGUCGUUGCCCGGUAGAACGCCAUAAUUUUGAGAGAAGAGAAAUCCAAGAACGUCAGGAUGCCGUUCGUUCUGCUGGACCGCGUUCCGCUGCCGAGCCUAAAGGCCUACACGGCUUGCAGUAUCGCGCUGCUUGGCUUCUGCCUGAUGUACGCACACAAACAGGUGACACUAGAGGGGAGGGGGUUGGAGGACCUGAACCCGCCCCCUCCCCAGGAACCCACGGGGAUGGACGCCCGCUGGUGGGCGUGGGGGAAGGAUGUGUUAGGAGCGAACCCCAUCCCUGAUCCCGUGCAGAUAGAACUGAACCGGACUAUUUACACCAAGGCCAUGAUGUCGGUGAUGUUGGAGGAGACGUGGUGUAUAUGGACAUGGAUCAACACUGCCUACUGUUGCCUGAUCCUCCUGGGGAAGGCCAUCCAGUGUCUGGUGUUUGGAGAUCUGAGAGUCUCCGAGAGACAGCACAUCAAGGACAAGUUCUGGAACUUUGUGUUCUACAAGUUCAUCUUCAUCUUCGGGGUCCUGAAUGUCCAGAACAUGGAGGAGGUUGUGAUGUGGACAGCCUGGUUCACCCUGCUGGGGUUCCUGCACAUCAUGACACAGCUGUGCCGGGACCGCUUCGAAUACUUGUCGUUCUCCCCCACGACCCCGAUGGCGACGCACGCCCGUGUCUUGGCCCUACUGUCCGCUGUGCUGCUCAUCUGCAGUGGGCUGAUGGGUGUGUGUAUCCUGGUGGGGCUGGAGGCUGGGCUGAACACUGCCGCCUUCAUGGGGGCUGAGUGUCUUCUCCUGUUCAUCAAGACGACAUAUGUCAUUGUCAGGUAUGCUAUUCACCUGUACGACGUGACCAACAUAGGGACAUGGGAGAACAGAGGGACAUACGUGUACUACAGCGAACUGGUCAUGGAGCUGACAGCACUCAUCGUCGACUUCUGUCACCACCUACACAUGCUGACGUACCGCUGGCUGAGAAUAUUCUGGAGGUACCAUCUGUUCGUCAGGUCAGAUAGCAGCGGUAAGGAGAAGCUCUUACCCACCAGGGAGCUCAGGUUGUGGGGAAACAUCUUCCUGUCCAUGGCCAGCCUGGUGAUCUGUAUGCAGCUGCGCUACCUGUUCCACGAGAUCCAGCGCCGCAUGCGCAAGCACAGCAACUACCUACGGGUGGUCAACGGCAUGGAGGCAAGGUUCCCCAGUGCGACCCAGGAGGAGCUGACUGCCAACAAUGAUGACUGUGCGAUCUGCUGGGAUCACAUGGACACUGCCAAGAAGCUGCCCUGUGGACAUCUCUUUCACACGUCCUGCCUCCGCUCCUGGCUGGAACAUGACACCUCCUGCCCGACCUGCCGCAUGUCACUCAGCAUCUCCGACAACAACGGCAACACCAACAACCCCCCGCCCCCACAGAACCUGCCCCUCAACCCCCCACCCCUGCUCGGGGCCCCGCCCCCGGACAUGAACGCCCAGGUGGUGAACCAGAGAAAUCACUUCUUCCACUUUGAUGGAUCUCGUUUUGCGAGCUGGCUGCCAAGCUUCUCUGUUGAAGUGAUGCACACCAACAUGGUGGGGCCACAGCACGCAGCCAACUCCCAGCUGGACGCUAUGGCACACCAGGUGCAGCAGAUGUUCCCACAAGUCCCUCUCAACAUCAUCCUGGAUGACCUCCGUUUGACCCGCUCCAUGGAGAUCACCACAGACAACAUCCUGGAGAGCCGCAUCAACAUCCCGCUAGCCGCGACCGUCCGCCGCGGGGCCGACAACGCAGCGGAGUUCCCGACACAGCAGGCGCAACACGGCGGGGCGGACAUCCCCAUAAAUGUUAGCCAUGAGAAUCUGGAUGAUGACGACGAUGAUGAUGAUGAGGACAUCUCUCUCAUCACAGACAGUGAGUCAGUAGAAGUUUCUGAGGAGGAGAGUGAAGAGGAGAGGGAGAUGGGAGACAUGGCUGCAGGAGGAGCCAGUUUAGCUGCAGCAGGGGACAUGUCUGCAGAGAUGGAUCUGGACCAGGCUGUGUUUGGUGCAGCAAGCAGCAGCUAUGAAGCCAGUGGGGACAGCAGUGGUGCACACGGGAGUGCAGGGCCGCUGGAGGGGCUUGGGUCACGCUUCUCCAAGUCACCAACAGAACGGGAGCGGAUGUUAGCGGAUAGGAAAUCAGCGCUCAUGGAGCAGGCUAGAAGAAAAUUUAUUGAACGGGAAAUAGGAACGCAGGGAGUAGAAGGCUUGGAAGACAUCUUCAGACUGUCGUCGUCAGCUCAGCUGGAAGGUAGAACAGAGGACGAAGUGUCCGUCCGACGGCGAAUUCUCGCUGCCGCGGCCGAGAGACGACUACUACAGCAGUGAUCGCCCCUCCAACUAGCAAAGAUUCUCAAGUAUAGAGCUUAUAUUUGAAGUAUGGAUAUAAAGACGUCAUGUUACAAAAAAAUGCUGGAUGCUGUCACAGUAUACUACUACUAUGAGUAUCAUUUCACACUCAAGUAUUACCAACUACAUGUACAAUAUGCAUUAGCUUUUUACAGUUACUCAAUACUUAAAGAAUACUUAUAGUACACAGUGCAGAUGACAAAAGUUGUAACACAUGGUAUUGCUUUUAUAUUGUAUUGACAUAUACAAGAUAGUUAGAUCCUACCAGAGAGAAAAAAGAUGUUCACUUUGAGGACUGGUAAAAAUAGUGCAUUGUGUGUGCAUAGGGGUAGCACCAAUUGUUAUUUCUGCUUCUGCUGCUCAGGGGUGUUCAUACUGAAGGUUUACACUUACGACAUACAGCCUGUAAGUUCUCAUAUAUUGGUAGAAGUUGUACUUCGGAUUAAACAACUGUAUGUUCAAGACAGAUUCCUUCUAAAGACGGAACAAUCAAAGUUAUGCAUGCAUGGAUGUCAUACUUAUACCGGUUUGUGGGGUUGAAAAUUGAGAAGUUGUUUCUUUUAUAUUGAAAAGAGUAAGAUAUUCAUGAAAUAAAGGGGUACUACCGUACUAGUAUUUAUUGCAAUUGAGCCAAUAUUUAGGUAACAAUUUGCUCAAUCGUGUUUCUAAAUGUCUUAAUAUGAAACCUGCUUCACUUCAACACACAGAGGCUGUAAUGUACACUGAGAUGUAGAGAUUAUGUAAAAUAGUUAUUAUGUAUGAUAUUAUGUUGAACUUGUUUGUGAUGCAAAAUGUAUCAAGAAUUGAUUAUAAAA